Messenger RNA from Penicillium argentinense, 1665 nucleotides. RefSeq lists its product as uncharacterized. NCBI's taxonomy places the organism in Eukaryota, Fungi, Ascomycota, Eurotiomycetes, Eurotiales, Aspergillaceae. The record is from RefSeq and is a predicted model, not a curated record. The coding region runs from base 1 to 1665 and encodes 554 amino acids. The transcript has 2 exons.
AUGUCUGACGUUCAGAAGCCUGUCGAGGAGACCCCCGCGGCCGUCCCCGCUGAGACUCCCGCUGAGGCUGCGACCACCGAGGCUCCCAAGGAAACCACCGAGGACGCUCCUGCUGCUGCCACCGAGGAGGCUGCUGCCGCUGACAAGCCCGCUGAGACUGCUGAGACUACUGAGCCCGCGAAGGAGGAGGCCAAGGAGGAGGUCAAGCCCGCUACUGAAGGCUACCUCGGCUACAAGCGCUCCGGUACCCUCAAGGGCUUCCGCUUUACCAAGAAUUUCUUUUACUUCAACGAGGAGGCCACCGAGGCCAAGAACCUCUCCGUUUUCCAGCAGAACGAGAAGGCCGCCGCCAACCCCACCGUCGCCUGGGCCACUCAAACCGGCAAAGGUUUGCUGUUCGUCACUAAACGCGUCGAGGACAAGGGCAGUCCCGCUGAUAUCUUCAAUCUGGCUGAGGUCUCCGACAUCACCAAAGAGGGCACCAAGGAGUUCCUCUUCAAGGUCGGUGGCCAGAAGCGUACCUUCCAGGCCUCCAGCGCCGCUGAGCGUGACAGCUGGGUGGUUGCCCUCGAGGCCAAGGCCGCCGAGGCCAAGGCUGAGAAGGAGACUAUCACCUCGAGCGAGGGCUACAAGGCUGAGCUCGAGAAGCUGACCAAGCCUGCUGCCACUGCCGCUACCUCCAACAGUGAUAAGAGCGAGUCCGUCGGUAAGCGCAACAGCAGCUUGUUCGGCCGCCUGGGCAAGGGCAAGGAGGCCGCUGCUGAGACCAAGCCUGCUGAGCCCGCUGCUGAGCCUGCCGCUGAGGAGAUCAAGCCUGCUGAGCCUGUUGCUGAGGAGACCAAGCCUGCUGAGCCUGCCGCUGAGGAUACCAAGCCUGCUGAGGAGACCAAGCCUGCUGAGCCUGCUACCGAGUCUGCCGCCGCAACCGCCACCGAGACCGCCGAGACGGCCGAGGUCCCUGCCGACGCUGCGGAGAAGAAGGAGGAGAAGAAGGAAGACAAGGAGAAGAAGUCGUCCAAGCGCGCUUCUUUACUCUUCGGUUCUUUCUUCAACAAGGUCUCCUCGCCCUCCUCUCCUUCCCAGGAGAAGUCUCAGAAAGAGGCCACCGCUCCUGUUGAGGAGAAUGCUGUCGCCAGCACUGCUCCCCAGCUCGACAACCCGGUCGACGAAUCCGCCGUCGAGCCCAUUAAGCCCGAGAGCGUGACCGCUGCCGCUGAUAGUGAGGACGGCAAGAAGGCCGCCGCUGAGGCUCCUGCCGAGCCUAAGGACACCACCAAGGCUGCCAACCGCCGCGCCUCAGGUAUCUUCGGUGUCUUCGGUAGUAAGAAGGACAAGGAAACCUCCGACAACGAGGCCACCGAUGGCGAGAAGGAGGCCAAGAAGACCGAUGGCGACAAUGAGGCCAAGAAGUCCAACCCGCUUGGUAAACUGUGGCGCAAGUCUACCCACAAGGGCCCCAACCCCAACAAGAAGGCCGUCCCUGCUGAGACCGAGGUCAAGGCCGACAAGCCUGAGGAGGCCACCCAGGAGGCCACCCAGGAGACUUCCACUGAGCCCACCGCCAAGGAGACUGCUGCUGAGUCUGAUAAGCCCGCUCAGCCCGCCGCCGAGGAGGCCAAGAAUGUCAACGUUCCUGCCUCCACCCCUGUUCAGGCCGCCGCUUGA